Molecule: messenger RNA, 110 nt
Organism: Didymodactylos carnosus
Lineage: Eukaryota; Metazoa; Rotifera; Eurotatoria; Philodinida; Philodinidae
Source: the annotation of a GenBank genome assembly
AUGGCUGCUACUAGUACUCCAAACUAUUCAUCAAUUGAAAUAAGUGAAAAUUUAAAACAAAGUGUACUUGAACAUAUUAAUUAUUUAAAAGAAUUUUAUGAACAUCCCGG